AUGCUGAAAGAAAAGUUGAUAGAAGAAGUGCGAAAAUAUCCGCUACUAUACGACCUUCGUGAUCCGAAAUAUAGUGACGUACAUAAGAAGGAAAAGGCAUGGAAUGAAAUCGCUAUUGUAUUGUCACAACCAGUGACGUCAGUGGACAACACAGAUGAUGGUGAUGAUGAAAAUAGCUUAUCUGCUGCGGAAAUUCUUGCCAAUGUGACUAAUAAUGAAGAAUCUCAAGACUCGUCAAUUAUCUCGGAGCGUCCUGAAUCUUCGGUGUCUAUGUACGAUUCAUCUAGAUCAGUGUUUCCUGACAUUCCAAAAACGACAAAACGAAAGAAAUUGCAAGAAACAAGUGCAUCGGCGGUUUUAAUGGAAUAUUUAUUAAAAAAAAACGAUGAAGAUGGAAAGCAGAAUGACGAAAUGGAUAAAUUUUUUUUAAGUAUUUCUAGCACAGUAAAAAAAUUAUCUACCUAUAAUCAAGCACUUUUAAAGUCAAGAAUUUUUAAUUUAGUUUCGGAAGCUGAAAUACAAGAACUGCAAAAUAAUCGAAACUGUUACUAUGAUGAUUUUUUUUGCACCAGGAACUUCUGGCUACACAACUCAAAACCUAAAUGCAGGUACUACCGGUAG
Molecule: messenger RNA, 621 nt
Organism: Parnassius apollo (apollo)
Lineage: Eukaryota; Metazoa; Arthropoda; Insecta; Lepidoptera; Papilionidae
Source: the annotation of a GenBank genome assembly